GACGUCGCCUUGCGCAUCGCCGACCAAUACAGAGCGGUCAGGGCGAGCGGGAAGCAGCAGCACAUGUGUUUGCGAGUUUUGAAAGUUCCACCGGCAAGCAUUCAGUGUUGUGCGGCUUGUGUGUUCGGACAGCAGACAACAGCAUCUUGGUCCAGCCAAGUCCUCUGAACGCGCACAGUGCAAUGACUUAUUCCAGUUGGUGAGUGUGCCGUACCGAUCUGUAACGUCAUGGGUGCCUUCAAAGACACCCCCAGACUCCUGUGGUUGUGCAUCUUCGCAACUUUCUUCCUUACUGUUCUCGACCAUGCGGUGGAUCAGGUGUCUGCUGAGUCUAAGAUCGACUCAGAUUUAGUUUUCGAAAAUUUAGAGCAAACAGAUAUAGCAAGUCACGAAAAUCAUCAUAGGAUAGCAAAAGAUACGUCCAAAAAUGAAGAAAAUUCCGUAGAUUCUAGUCCAUCAGUGGAUGAACACUGGUUAUCAAGCACUGUAAAUAGAAUUAAAAGGCAUAUUAACAGCUUUCUUUCUACAAAUUCAAAAGUAAAUCAUGCGGAAAGGAAAGGAAAAUCGUCGAAAGUUCCUAGAAGCAGAAGCAGUCCGCGCAGCAAACGAAAAACGUGGAGAGUCCGCAGACAGGGUAGUCAAGAAGAGGCUGAUGAAGAAUAUGAUGAUGAGGAUGACGGUGAAGGUGCAGAAGAUGAUGAUAAUACUUAUGAUGAAGAAGAUGAAGAAAAUGAAGAGACGGAUAACCAGAAUGGUGAAUAUGAUGAUGGAGGUGACGAAAAUGAGAACGAGUAUGAGGAAGGAGACCUAGAUGAAGAUGGGAAUGGUAAUGGUGAAAAUGGGGGUAAUGAGGACGAAUACGAGGAUGAAAUGGAACCUGAGAAAGGAGACGAAGAAGAAGGCGAAGAGGAAGGUGAAAAUGGCGAAGAUGAUAAUGGCGACUAUGGGAAUGGUGAAUACGACGAGCAUCCUUUGCAACCAGAAAUACCAAGACCGUCGCAAACAGAAGCUACUUUUGUUGGCGUUUCUGACAUUAUACCACCCAGUACAGAACAACAAGAAACUACGAGUGUUACUGAGAUUCCCCUUAUUCAGGAACCUUCGCCAACAGAAACAGAAGUCUCCGAGGAUCAGAGAGGAUUCAACCUUUUCAAGCCCGAAGAUAACUACUCUAGUCCAGAAGCACGCAACCACACUGUGUUUGGAGAUGACGAUGAAGAUAACCUAAUCACAUCGGGUGAAUCAAGUACUGACGGCCCUAUGAGACCUUUUCCUGAAACUGGAGUGCCUCAUCCUGUAUACUACCGCGUGUCAUUCACUGUGUCUGAACCAUACUUACCAGAUUUCGCUGAUCGCAACAGUUUUAGAUAUAAAGAUUUCAGCGAUGAACUGGUAAAAGAGAUUGACAACUUAUACGCAGAAACACCUGGAAUACAGACAGCUACAGUCAUCAAAAUAGAGAAACGAGAAGCAGAUACCUUUACGUCAAGAGUAACUAUUGACUUAGGGAGUGAAGGCUACAGUAAUAAAGAAGUCAUGGAGAGCAUUCUCCUUGGACAUAUAACACGUCACCACCGACUAGGAAGGAUUACCGUUUUGCCCGAAGAAUUUAAUUUUAGAGCGUUUGAAGAAAGCUCAAAAGUUAUGUGUGGCAUUGAUCAGAUACCUUGUCAUUCGGGUGAAUGCGUUUCCUCUGAAGCCCGGUGUAAUGGAACUUCCGAAUGUGCAGAUAAUUCGGAUGAAACUGGAUGCGGUGACACUUUCGUUGAUGUGCCUACAUCAGCGUCCUCAACAAUCUCUCCGACAACAGAAGAAGAAGAAGAACUUGGUAGUGGCUGUCGUGCUGAUGAUGCAGUUCGUUGUGCUGAUGGUUCACGUGUAAUUUGUGCCGAUCAAGUUUGCGAUAGAGUAAAAGAUUGCGACGAUGGAAGAGAUGAAGCUGGUUGUCCAACUGAGCCCACUAUCGCCUGUGCCGAGGGAGAAUUCAGCUGUGAUCUAUCUAGGUGUAUCCCUGUCAGCAAAAGGUGUGAUGGUUUUAAAGACUGCAGUGAUGAAACAGAUGAGAGAGAAUGUAUUGUGUGCCAAUCCAACGAAAUCAAAUGUGACAAUAACUGCAUUCCACCAAACCGACUAUGUGACGGAGUUCAAGACUGUACUAACGGUGUCGACGAGAACAACUGCCCUCCACCAGAGUCUCAGUGCAGCAGCGAUCAGUUUUCAUGUGGCGAUGGACAAUGUAUUUCUCUUCAACAACGAUGCGACCGACGUCCAGACUGCCGAAAUGGACAAGACGAAAACAACUGCACAGCGCCAUGCGGUGAUGACGAAUUCACAUGUCAGGAUCGAACUUGUAUCCCGUUAACAGCAAAAUGCGAUUCAAAAUACGAUUGUAAGGAUUUAUCCGACGAACGAAAUUGUCCCUGCAAACCGACGGAUUUCCGAUGUGCGAACGGUAUCUGUAUCCCCCCCAGCCAAAGAUGCAACGGAAUUCAUAAUUGUCAAGACAGAUCCGACGAGAUCGGAUGCCAUAGUAGCCCUAGGUCAGAAAAUUACGAUAACCAAAGCAAAGUUUGCACCCCUGACGAGUUUACGUGUAGAAACGGGGCUUGCGUAAGUUUAUCGAGGCGAUGCGAUGGAAAACCCGACUGCCGCGACAACGAAGACGAGGAAUCCUGCGCUUUAUGCAAUGCAGACCAAUUCAAAUGCACAAGUGGUAACUGUAUUGACGCAAGAAAAAAGUGUGACUCUAUUAGCGAUUGUCCGGAUGGUAGUGAUGAAACUAGUUGCAGUGGUUUUCCGGGAAGUUCUUGUAGCGAAAAUGAAUUCGAAUGUGCCACCGGUUUUUGUAUCAUGGGCUACAAAAGAUGUAACGGUAUAAAAGAUUGUCCUAGUGGCAAUGACGAAGAGCAAUGCCCGACACCCAUAUUACCACCUGAACCAUCAUGUUCUUCAAGCGACUUUCGUUGCAACGAUGGCCGUUGUAUCGAGAGUAGGUUGCGAUGCGACAACAUACCAGACUGUAGGGAUAGAUCCGAUGAGAUAAAUUGUUACUAUAAUGGUGUGUGCGCCGAAGACGACAUUCAAUGUGGAAAUGGAGAUUGCAUAUCCGGAAGGCAAAGAUGCGAUGGCAUAGAGGACUGUUCCGACGGAUCUGAUGAGCAAGGGUGUAGUUUUUGCACACCCGAUCAGUUCCGUUGUAUAUCCGGAGGCUGUAUCGAGGAACAUUUUCGCUGUGACGGUAUUACUCACUGCUCUGACGGGUCCGAUGAGCAAAACUGCGUUUACACGUGUCCAGAAGAUCAAUUUCGUUGUGGUACCGGAGUGUGUUUAGACAUCCGUCGUCGCUGUGAUGGGCGACCAGAUUGUCCAGAUGGUUCCGACGAACAAGGUUGCUCGACAUCUGCUCCUGGUGGCCAGAAUUGCACCAACACUCAAUUCAGCUGUGGUGACAGUUGCAUAAACACGGACUUCCGCUGUGAUGGUUACGACGACUGCGCCGAUGGCAGAGAUGAAGAAGGAUGCAGCAGUCGCUGCGAAGACACUCAGUUCGACUGUAAAGAUGGCCGCUGUAUUGAGGGCCAGCUUCAAUGUGACGGGAAAAAUGAUUGCCGUGAUGGUUCCGACGAAUUUGAUUGCCCACCAGACGACCGAUGCACUCCCAGCGAGUUCCAGUGUGAAAACGGCGCUUGCAUUCCGAACUACCUGGUUUGCAAUGGGGCAGCAGAAUGUACAGACGGAUCCGACGAAAGAGAAUGUCAAUGCCGUUCAGACGAAUUCCAGUGUCAGAAUGGAGAUUGCAUAGCCGGUUAUUUACGUUGUAACAGAAGGAAUGACUGUAGUGAUGGUUCUGAUGAAUUUAACUGUCCAACUGAACCACCCCCUGUUGUAACAGCACCUCCACUGCCGCCAACGCGACCCACACCGCCACCAGUUACUUGCUCUGCGGGCUAUCGGCCAUGUCACAGUGCCGACAAAUGCAUCCUUCAAUCACAAUUUUGUGAUGGUAGAGUCGAUUGCAGCGACAUGUCUGAUGAAACCAAUUGCCCUGGACCCAGUGAAGGCCUCAACUUAAGGACAUAUCCCAAUGCUCAAGAAAUCAAAGAAAACAUUUAUAAGACCGAUCGAGAAGUUGUGUUCCAAUGCCGCGAUGAAGGUCCAUUCAGAGCUCGAGUACACUGGACAAGACCAAACGGAGAACCGUUACCAGCUGGUUCCAGGGAUCAGAACGGUCGACUCGAAAUUCCCAACAUUAAAGUUGAACACGGUGGCACGUACAUUUGUCAAGCUGAAGGAUACCCUCCAAACACACCAGGAGCGCAAGUUUCGGUCCACCUUCAAGUUGAUCGUUGGAUUCCACCACCGACUCGUCCAACAACAGCAUGUGGACUCCACCAAGCCACUUGUUCUAACGGCGACUGUAUCGAAAAGAAUCUAGUCUGUGAUGGUAGAUACGACUGCACUGAUGGUUCUGAUGAAAACCGUUGCAACCCCAACGGAUGUGAACCGAACGAAUUCCGAUGUGCCAAUAAGAAAUGUAUACUUAAGACAUGGAGAUGCGACUCCGAUGACGAUUGUGGCGAUGGAUCCGAUGAAGAAAACUGUGCGACUAAUCCACCUGGGUCGAUCUGUGCUUACCAUCAGUUUGCAUGCCAUUCCAACAACCAAUGCAUUCCAAGAAGCUACCACUGUGAUUUGGAACGCGAUUGUAUCGACGGUAGUGAUGAAAUCGGAUGCUCUUUGCCUGUUGUUUCAAAACCGCCACCUCCAAUGGUAACACUUGAGGUGGGAUCGCUUUUUGAAAUCGGUUGUACCGCAGUAGGAGUACCGACUCCUGAAAUCGUCUGGCGUUUGAACUGGGGCCACAUUCCACCGAAGUGCCGCACAACUAGUGUUAACGGUGUGGGAACGCUCAGCUGUCCAAAUAUUCAAAUUGAGGAUCAGGGUGCUUAUUCAUGCGAGGUUAUUAACAUCAAAGGCACAGUGUUUGCCAUACCGGACACUAUUCUAGUAAUCGAUGUAAAUCCAGUGUGUCGGGAUGGUUAUUUCAACGAAGAAGCUAGAACAGAAUCAGAAUGCAUUAAAUGUUUCUGCUUCGGUCAGUCCAACAAAUGCCGUUCAGCAGAUUUGUUCAUUUAUCAAUUCCAACCUCCGUUUGAUAGUCUUAAAUUGUUGGGUGUGUUCGUGGAUCCUAACACUGGUGCUGUGGAAGUUAGAGAUGAACCGAUUUAUAGAAAUGGACAACCCUUGUUGACUAGUGUCGGUAGAAACGGCGUUUACGCUCAACUGCCACCAUAUGGAGAAAUCUCCUCAAGUUCGUUGGUGCCAUAUUUCGCAAUGCCAGAAAACUACCAUGGCAAUCAACUAAAAAGCUACGGUGGCUACUUGAGAUUUAACGUGCAACACAAUAAUCGUGGUUAUCAAGUCGCAGGACCCACAGUUAUUCUAACCGGCAAUGGUUACACUUUAUUAAGUGCUCAGUCUUACCAGCCACCACCCAAUCGCGUUGAAAACGUCCAAGUAAGGUUCUUCGAAGGCGAAUGGGUUAAAAGAGUUGAAGGUUAUCCUGAAACACGAGCAUCACGUGAAGAAAUAAUGAUGGCACUGGCAAAUAUUGACAAUAUCUUAGUAAAACUGCAAUAUAACGAGGGUCCAUUAAAUACCACCAUUUCCAACAUCGAAAUGGACUCGGCAGCUGUCCCGAACAGCGGGUUGGGGCCAGCGUCUUACGUGGAAGAAUGCGAAUGUCCUGUUGGAUACACCGGAACUUCUUGCGAGCGAUGCGCCGACGGCUACGUGCGCCACAAAACAGGACCAUGGCUUGGACAGUGUUAUGCACGACAACAUAUUACUUGUUCCCCAGGUACAUACGGAAAUCCAAAUCGCGGAGGACAAUGCGAAGUGUGUCCCUGUCCGCUCACUAAUCCUAGUAAUCAGUUUGCAAGAACUUGUUCGUUAGGUUCCGAUGGAGAAGUUACGUGCGAUUGUCCCCCAGGUUACGUUGGCAGACGUUGCGAACAGUGUGCUCCAGGUUACUCCGGCAAUCCUCUCAUACCGGGUGAUUCUUGCAGAGUUACUUCUCAGUGUAACGCAGAGGGCACCAUUGGCGAGGAACAAGGAAGAUGCCGCUGUAAGGAUUAUGUCGAUGGUCCAACGUGUGCUUCCUGUAAGGCCAAUACAUUCUACCUAAGCGGAGAUAAUCAGUUUGGUUGUAUUGCAUGCUUCUGUAUGGGCGUUACUAGACAAUGUACAAGCUCCAACUGGUUCAGGGAUCAGAUUAGUUCCUAUUUCACCAAUUCUCGUGAUGGCUUCAAACUGAUCGACACGGAAAAUCGAGAAAGACCGAUCGAAGAAGGAAUCAAUCUAGAUCAAACUAGACGUGAAAUAUCCUACAGCAGCUUCUCUAGCCCGAAUGUUCACUACUGGUCUCUUCCACCUCGCUAUUUAGGAGACAAGAUCACAUCUUACGGCGGCUAUCUAAGAUACACUUUACGCUAUGUGCCGUUACCUGGUGGGCAAAGUUCUAGAAAUUCCGCUGCGGAUGUCGAGCUAGUCAGCGCCAAUCAAAUUAUUCUUUUGUAUUACGCUCGAGAACAAGUUCAACCGACUGGCACUCCUCAAACAUUUGUAGUUCCUCUUCUAGAGCAAUACUGGCAGCGCAGUGAUGGACAAAAAGCUGAUCGUGAGCAUCUGCUCAUGGCACUGGCCGAUUUAGAUGCGAUCUAUAUUAAAGCAACGUACAACACCAAUACCAGGGAAUCUGCACUAAUUUCCGUGUCGCUGGAUAUCUCGAACGAGCACAACACUGGAUCAAGCGAACGAGCUCUAGCAGUUGAACAAUGUCAUUGUCCUCCUGGUUACACUGGUUUGUCUUGCGAGGAUUGUGCAGUAGGAUACACCAGAGCAGAUGAAGGGAUUUACCUGGGACUGUGUGAACCCUGUAACUGCAACGGAAACUCGCGGGAGUGUGAUCCAGAGACGGGCGCUUGUUUCAACUGUGAUAAUUUCACCACUGGAGAGAACUGCGAAACUUGCCUGCCGGGUUAUGAAGGUGAUCCAGCUAACAGAAUUCCAUGCCGAUAUGUUGGCGGUGGUGGAGUGGUACAAUGUAAUUGCAACCCUCAAGGUUCUGUUUCAAGCGAAUGUUACAAUGGGGUCUGUCAGUGCAAAACCAACGUGGAAGGAAACAAUUGCAACCGCUGUAGAACUGGCACCUUUGGGUUAAGUAUUACAAACGUCCACGGUUGUCAGUCCUGUUUCUGUUCUGGUGUAACAACAGAAUGUAGAGAGGGUAACUUCUUUUACGAACAGAUUCCCACGUUCAUUGACGCAGAAAGACAUGGAUUUACUCUAACUGAUCAAUACCAGACCCAACGAAUUGAUAACGGUUUCCAAAUAAAUGCCUUAAUGAAUGAGAUCGGUUACACGUUCAGACCAAGCAACUCCGAAAGAUGGUAUUGGUCGCUUCCCAGGAAGUAUACCGGAAAUCAGGUCAAAUCAUACGGAGGAAAACUAGAAUUUACACAAAGGUAUACCCAACGACCACAAGCUGUGUAUGUUCCGGAUCAAGACAUCAUCAUAAUAGGCAAUAGAGUAACAAUUUACUGGAGUAACCCACAAGGUCUUAAUCCAGAUCAGAUAAACAAAAUUUCUGUCGUGUUGAGUCCCUCUGCUAACUGGCAACGUAUCGAUGGCAACCAAGGUCCGAGACCUGCUACUAGAGAAGACAUAAUGACCGUGUUGGCUCAUAUUGAUGUCAUUCUAAUUAGAGCUCAACAGUCUAGCGAUACCGAGAGUGCCUACAUAAGUGAUGUAACAUUAGAUACUGCUAUUGAACAAAAUACUUUAACUCCCCAACCACCAACUACUGAAGUUGAAGUAUGCAGAUGCCCUCCAGGUUAUCGAGGAUCAUCUUGCGAGUCAUGUGCUGCCGGUUAUUACAGAGACACUAAUGAUUACAGCACUGGACCUUUAGGAUCAUGUUCAAGAUGUCCCUGUAAUUCCCGCGAACAAAGUUGUAGUCUAGGACCGGACAACAGGGUCAGUUGCACUUGCCUUCCGAAUUAUGCUGGCAGACAAUGCGAAUAUGAUGCGAAUAGCACCACUACUACACCGGGACCAUGGGUUUCAACUGCAGCACCACCCACAAUAGAAAUCACAAUUGCGCCUCCUCCAAGAAUUGAAAUCCUUAAAGUCGGUAGUACCGUCAGAUUUAACUGUUCGGCAAGAUCUUUGGUUGAUAGAAGACCAAUUAGACUACACUGGACCAAGGACGGUGCCAAUCUUCCCUCUCAUGCUGUCGAUGAUGGAAGAGGAAUAUUGGUUAUAACCGACCUAAGAGUUUCUGACUCCGGACGAUACAUUUGUGAGGCAUUCGAUGGAUACGUCGUAGAAUCUAAAGACAUCGUCAUCACUGUUGGACCUUCUGAACCUGAAGCGCCGAGAGUAGUCAUAACUCCUCCAUUUGUGGACGUGCAAGAGGGUCAGUUGAUACAAAUUCAAUGCGCUGCUACUGGCACCCCUGAACCAUCUUUGCGUUUAAUCAGGCUCGAUGGCGAACAAUUGAAUCCCGAUCAUAUCUUCCAAAAUGGUCUCUUCCGCAUUCCACAAGCACGUAGAUCAGAUCAAGGUCCCUACCAAUGCAUUGCUACCAACACGGCCGGAACCCACACUUCUAACGUAGAUAUAUAUGUUCGAGAAAAUACUGACGGUGGCGUUGCAACGGUGGAAAUAUCACCACCCUUCCACGAAGGUCCAAGUGGCGAAACAUUCUCUCUAAGAUGCCAAUCAAACAGAGCAGUUGAUCUGCGAUGGUCCCGUCAAAACGGCCGUCCACUUCCGUAUAGUUUCGUUGCAAGCGGUGAUGUUCUAACAGCUCACUCUCCCAAACCUGAAGACUCUGGUAUAUAUGUGUGCACAGCAGUUACUCCAAGCGGAUAUACAGUAACAGGGACAGCAGAGGUCAGAAUACACGAGUCUCAAAGCAACUCCCCACCAACCGCUAAGGUCUCUCCUGAGCGCGUUCUAAUUGCUCAAGGUUCAUCUACUGAACUUCACUGCGAAGCCGCUGGAUCUCCGACACCGACCGUUAAAUGGACCCGAGUGGGAUCAGAAUUCCCUUCACAUAUAAUGCAAUCAGGGUCAACUCUUUAUAUCAGAAACGCCCAAGUUGAGGAUAGAGGUGUUUAUGUAUGCAUAACCUCCAACAGUCUUGGCUUAGCUCAAGCUUCUUCUAUUGUCGAAGUAAAUCGCCUCGAAGCUCCUAUCUUGUCACUCCAUCCAAGCGCUUCGCAAACCAUAACUGCUGGCAACAGUGCUAUUCUGGUUUGUCGAGCGGAGGCUGGUAUUCCAUCUCCCGUAAUUACUUGGUCUAGAAGUGAUGGUAGACCGCUGAGUUCGCACAUAGAAAGAAUGGCGGACGGAUCGUUAAGGUUCACGCAGAUCACACCAGAAGAAAGUGGCGAAUACGUUUGUACAGGUGAAAAUGAAGCAGGAAGAGAAACUGCCAUCGCUAACAUCAUCGUACAAGUUAGUCCUACAGUCUGGACCGUGCCUAAUGAAGAUAUUGUAAUGAGACGACAGGGUGAAUACAUUAGACUUGAAUGUCAUGCAUCUGGUCAACCCGCACCUACAAUUCAGUGGAGAAGAAUAGAUCAAAGAGUGGCUUAUAGUGGACUACCAGAAAGUAUACUAUCCAGAAAUACAGCCAUUCUAGAAAUAGCCAGAUUUGCUUCACAAGAUCAAGGCUUGUACCUCUGUGAAGCCCGUAAUGAUGCUGGAGUCGCAGAAAAACGUGUUCAGCUGGCCAUCCAUAGUGUACCGAGCCGCGGAGAUAUAGUGGGUAACCCUAAUGGACCAGGUGAAGACUCAACUGGUACAAACGAGGUCAUUCCUGAAGGUGGUUAUAAAACAACCGACCAUCGCCCGUCUGGCCCAUCAAAUCCAUCGCGACCACCAGUACACAGCUACGAUGAAACAUUCACUGCCCCUGUUGGUACCCGAGCCGAACUACGAUGCCAAGUCAAUAACAAUAAUGAUUCUGAAGCUCCGUAUGUCACCUGGACCCGCAGUGACAAUUCUUCAUUACCAAGUGAUGCGUUUGUUAGAAGUGGAACUCUUUACAUUGAUAACGUACAACCCACCGCAACGGGCGAGUACCGCUGCUUGGGAACUGAUCGGUACACUGGACGAGUCGUAUUUUCAGUCGUUGCCCAUCUGGAAGUUAUCUCCCCUCCAAGAAUCACACUGACGCCGCCGCGGCAAGUUGUUCGUCCUGGUGACAACGCACACAUCCAAUGUAGCGCUACCGGUCAACAACCAAUCACCAUCCGAUGGGUACCCGUCAAGCGUACCUUCCCAGCCACGGUUACAACUCGCGAAGGUUUGCUUCAAUUCAAUAACAUUCAGCUAAGUGACGCCGGACGAUACCGUUGUACUGCCGUUAAUAGUGCUGGUGAAGCUGAUGCUGUAGCUGAUGUAAUCGUCGAAGAAAAUAUUCACAGACCUACUCUGACUGCUGAGAACCGCCAGCAAACAGCUCCACAGGGUUCGUCUAUAACACUGCGUUGCCGAGCUCAAGAUACCAAUGUUAUUAACAACAUCCGAUGGUUCCGAGAGCAACUUCCUCUUCCAGAUCACUCAAGAGUAUCCGGAGAAUAUCUAUAUAUAACUAAUAUACAACCACAAGACGAAGGACGCUACUAUUGCGAAAUUCCGACAGAUGGCGGUUCCUCGAGUGAUUAUAUCGACGUACGGGUAACAAAUGAACAAUGGUUUUGUGCACAAGAUCAAUGGCAAUGUAGGAACGGUGUAUGCAUUUCGCAGUCUCAGCUUUGUAAUGGCAUCAAUGACUGUGGUGAUUACAAUGACGAAGAAGACUGCAAUCCCAGGAUACGACGGGGACCCUCCUCAGUAACGGUACCACCACCAACACUCCACAUAUCACCGCCCGAACGCACCUAUAGAAUAGGAGAACAUAUCGACAUUAAUUGUCAGUCCAGUGAACCUGGUGUUAUAACAACAUGGUCAAAACCUUCUGGGUGGUUCCAAAACAAUGUACAAAGCGCUGGAGGCACUCUAAGAAUUACGUCUCUAAAACCAGAAAAUGCAGGAACGUAUCGAUGCGAAGCCACAGGUCGUGAAGGUGUUUACCAUAAAGAUUACCACAUUGACGUAGAUCGCGAUAUUAACGAUGAAGCUCCACUUGAAAUUAAAACAGCACCUGUAGGUUCCAGUAUUAUAAUGGAAUGUAAAACUGACCUAGCACCACCUGUCGAUUAUACGUGGACCAGACAAGGAAGGAGUAUACCAGAUUAUAUCGAUACACACAGCAGAAGUCUUCAGUUGAACGAUGUCAGUAGUUCAGAUGCUGGUGUAUACACUUGCACACAAAGUGAUGGCAGGAGGAAGAUCGACACCACUACUGUUUUCACUGUCACAGGAAUUGUUCCACACUUCACUCAAGCUCCUGUUAGUUACAUCGCUCUGAAUACCCUCCCCGAUCCCUACAUUCAGUUUAACUUUGAAAUAUCAUUCAAACCCCAAAAUAGUGACGGUCUUAUCCUUUAUAACGGAAACAAAGGCAAUAACAGAACUGCCGAUUUUAUUUCUCUUUCAUUGGUGAAUGGGGUACCCGAAUUUCGUUUUAAUCUUGGUGGUGGUGUAACAAUUGUUAAAGCUGAUCGUCCAGUGUCUUUGAACGAAUGGCACACCAUCAAAAUCGUUCGAUACAGAAAGAAAGUGACCAUGUUUGUUGAUGGAGCCGAUCCGUUUAUUGGAAAUACCGAAGGAAAAUACGUAGGCCUGGAUCUUUCCGGAAACCUGUAUCUUGGAGGUGUUCCUAACUUCAAUGAAAUUUCACCAGAUGUUGGCGUCUACAAUGGCUUCGUGGGUUGUAUAAGUCGCUUCAAGGUCGGUUACAAUCACCAGGACAUCGUCAAAUUGGCUGUAGCAAAAGAAGGCAUCACCACUUGUGAAACUUGCUCCCAUAAUAAAUGCAAAAAUAGAGGUGUUUGUCAGGAGGCGUUAUCUCUUGAGGGCUACAACUGCAUUUGUACACCCGGAUACAGUGGACCUACUUGCCAGAAGUUGAAAGGAGAGGCAUGCUCACCAUAUACCUGCGGAACUGGCCGUUGCAUUGACAACGACAACGGUUUUGACUGCCUUUGCCCAAUGGGCCGCUUAGGACGUAGGUGCGAAAGAGAAGUGACCAUCAACGAACCAGCAUUCAGCAACGGCGCAUACAUUGCAUAUCCAACACCCAAAGCACCACGACGCCUCAAAGCAUCGUUAAAAUUCAAACCAACUGACACCCGUGACGGAAUUUUGCUUUAUUGUGCUGAGACAGACGAAGGCCACGGAGACUUUGUCAGUUUGGCAGUAAGGGAUCGCCAUGUAGAAUUCAUUUUGAACGUAGGUGGUCGUCCGAUUGUGAUCCGAAGCGAAAAAGAACUGAAACCUGGAGAUUGGCAUAUUUUGACAGCCAGUCGUAGUGUCAGCGAAGGACGGCUGAUUGUCGAUGGCGAAACCUCAUUCGGAAGCUCUCCCGGUAACCACAAAGUACUCAAUCUCCUGACACCGUUGUAUGUUGGUGGCUAUGACAGUGAAAAUAUGAAGAUUAAUGAUCGUGUAGGAGUGCACAACAGUUUUAGUGGCUGCAUUUCAGAGAUCAAUGUUUCUGGUCUUGAUUUGGAUAUAAUCAGGUCGGCACAAGAUUCCGCCAACGUUAUGGAAUGCAGUAAUCUUAGCAACGAAAUCGAUAAUAACAUUGAAUACGCUCAUGAAGAGGUGCCACCAACACCACCAUCUACACCUUAUGAUCGUAGAAGAACUGGAUGCUCGAAUAGUCCAUGCAGAAAUGGUGGUCAGUGUUAUCCCUUGUCGCCUACGGACUACAAAUGUAAUUGCGUGCCUGGAUAUAUCGGAAAAGAUUGCGAAAUAGAAGAAAACGUCUGUGACCAAAGAUUACCAUGUCAAAAUGGAGGCACUUGCUAUGGUAACGCCACCGGAUAUGAAUGUAGCUGUCCACUUGGUUUCUUUGGAGUCAACUGCGAACAGCGGGUCCAACUGAGGAACGAUGCACACUUCGAUGGAAAGGGUUACCUGGAAUUCGACAGAUAUCUUCUCGAUUCAAUCUCCGAGAAUGAAGAAGAAGUAAUAGCUGUCGAGUUGUCUACAAACUCGAGUAACGGAUUGAUAUUCUGGCACGGACAAACCCCGAAUGAAGAUGGCCAAGGCAAGAACUACAUCUCCUUGGGAGUUGUUAACGGCUAUUUGGAAUUCAGUUACGACCUAGGAUCAGGUCCUGUAGUAUUAAGAAGUAAUCAAGUCAGAGUGGAUGAUGGACAAAGACACAGCGCCAUCUUGAAGCGUAGGGGCAAGAAAGGCUCAGUUGAAGUAGAUCAUGCGUAUGUCACUUCUGACGAAUCUCCUGGGUUCACCACUACCCUGAGCUGCACUGGCAACAUUUACUUGGGCGGCACACCCAACAUUGGACUGAUGACUGGCAAUAAAUUUGUGCAAGGUUUCGAUGGUUGCAUUCACGCUUUUGAAUUGCAAAAUUACAAAACACUCGACCUGGGAGUAAAAGCUAUUUCUGGAGUAAAUGUAAAACCUUGUUCUAGCUUGAAUGACACAGACGACUUUGACGAAAACGACCUCGUGAAUUGAAAACGACUAUUAGUUUCUAAGUUUAAGAAAAAGGAGCAGUCGAAUUAAGUUAUCCAAUAAGUGUUCACUGUUUUGUGUUCAUUUGAUUUUAUUCAAGAUCAUUACAAGUUCGCAAAAUGCUGGCAGGCCAGCAUGAGCUGGCAUUUUGCUGAUUUAUUUAUUCCUUCAGGGAAUAUGCUUCUGUAUUGUUCUUUUAACUGCCAUUUUUCUGGUCGACUCUUUUUUUUAUAUACUAUAACCUUUUUUACAUGAUUUUGUCUUAAAAAAAAAUUGUGCCAUUUUAGGAAUAGUCUUAGUAAGAAAAUAAUUGUUGAAGAGCAAUGUAUACUUAAAAGGGUACAUAAAAAAUAAGGUCCAAUGUGUAAUUUGUGAAAUAAAUUUCAUAUUUCGAUUCUCUUUAGUGUAGUUACUUAAUUUUUAAUGGUGCUAUUAACAAUUUAUUAUGAAUAAAGGCUUUGUUGAUUCCAGUUAUAUCCUUCUGUGCUUUUUUGUCCAUAUGUUCGCUUUACAUUUUCAUAUUAUAAUUAAUUUAGUGUUUGUACCUAUUAUUUUGUUUUCUUAAUGAAAUUGUAUACAAUGUGAUUUUACAAAACGAAACAAAAACGUAUCAGCAAUGGUGAUUAACAAUAAAGUAUAAUUAUAUAUGUAGUUCUAGGCUAUAAAAUGUUUUAUAAGUGCUUUAAAAUUUUCUUUUUCUCAUGUAGACUAAAAUCACUAAACAUGUGGAAAUAUCAUAUAAUAAAUAAAUUGUAUAAAAUGCCUAAAUUUUAAGAGAUAAUCGUGAAAUUCAAAUUUAUUGGAUGGCAUUUGUUGCUGUUGAAUGUGCUGAAUCUCGUUUGAUAAAUGCCCUCUAAUAAAAACGCAUUGUUUGUAAUUAACUAUUUGUUAUAAGUGCAUUUUCAAUAACUGAAGACAAUAAUUAUUGAAUAAAUGUAUGUAAAAUUGAUCCAA
Zophobas morio is the source of this 14616-nucleotide messenger RNA. Its product is annotated as basement membrane-specific heparan sulfate proteoglycan core protein-like. The record is from RefSeq and is a predicted model, not a curated record. The coding region runs from base 229 to 13665 and encodes 4478 amino acids. Gene Ontology annotation, cellular component: plasma membrane. NCBI's taxonomy places the organism in Eukaryota, Metazoa, Arthropoda, Insecta, Coleoptera, Tenebrionidae. The transcript has 67 exons. Gene Ontology annotation, molecular function: protein binding; calcium ion binding.